ACAAAUUGCAGACACAGUCGAGUGCGCAUCGGAACGGCACUUCGGGGCACGGUUACGGGCAACGAGAACGACAUUCAGUUCCAAUACGGCUGCAAGGGGUGCGGAUGCAUGCCGCCACAUACUCAUCCUCAUCGCUAUUCGGCUAUUCGAGUCCUACCCACACUAUCGCGCGCUCAUAGUCGCAGUGGCAGUCGCAUUCAAGUGUCGCAAGUUCAAGUGCAAUUUGGCAAAUUGUUGUAUUUAUUUAAAUUGAAAGUGCCUCCUCUCAAGUGCUCAAGUGAUCCAACAAAACUCGUAAAAUGUUGCAACAUCAUCAGCAGCAAGCACAGGUGCCACAAUCCGGCGGAUAUUACGACUACAAUCAGUCGCCUAGUCCUGGCAGUCUGACCAAUGCGGAUGCCCUGAACACCACCCCAUUUUCAGUCAAGGAUAUAUUGAAUAUGGUCAAUCAAACGGAGGCAUACGAAGGCGCCUAUGGGCAUCUUGACAGUGCCGCGGCAGCUUCGGCGUUCUAUGGCGCCGGCGAGUACCAGCAGCAUCUUCACCAGCAUCCGCAUCAGUACCAGCAACAGCAACAGGAUUUGCCAGCGGCGUCGCAGCAGCAACUGCACCAUCAUCUGGUCGAGCAUCAGGAGGAUGCCACCACAUCGUCGUCGCUGUCGCCACUAUUGCCGCCCCCGCCCCACGGCCACCAUCAGUUGUACGGCAGCUAUCAGGACUAUGGCAUGCCCGCCCACAUGUUCCAGCAUCACCAUGGACAUCCGCACCAGAGUUUCCAGCCAGCCGCCUCGGCCUACAACAUGUCCGCCACGCAGUUCUACGCCGGAGCCACGGCCCCGUCCUAUCAAAGUCCCGCCACAUACAACUACAAUUAUGCCGGAGCCGGUGAUGCCUAUCCGCAGCACUCCCCGGCCGUCACCAUCAAGAGCGAGUACAUACCCACGCCGUAUGUCACGCCCUCCCCCACCCUGGACCUGAACAGCUCCGCCGAGGUGGAGAGCCUUGCGCCGGCGCAGAAACUAUGCGGCAAUCCGCUCUCGCAGAGACUCCUGGAGACGGUCAGCAAUUCGGCCUCGCUGCGGAGCAUUCACAGCACGGACGAGGGCGCUAAAAGAAAGGACAACAGCCAGGUGACCUCUUCGCGUUCCGAGCUGCGCAAGAACAGUUCCAGUGGCAGCAAUCACAGCAGCAGCAUGAACAGUAAUGGAUCCAGCAAGCCCCGAAUGAAACGCAAGCCUCGGGUGCUCUUCUCUCAGGCCCAGGUCUUGGAGUUGGAGUGCCGUUUUCGGCUGAAGAAGUAUCUGACGGGAUCAGAGCGUGAGAUAAUUGCCCAGAAGCUAAAUCUGUCGGCCACGCAGGUGAAGAUCUGGUUCCAGAAUCGUCGCUACAAGUCGAAGCGGGGCGACAUCGAUUGUGAGGGCAUUGCCAAGCAUCUCAAGCUCAAGGUGGAACCACUGCACUCUCCCACAACGCUCCCACCACCCAUGCCCAAUCAUAUGAUGUGGCCACCCACAGUCCAGCACUCCCAGCAGCAACAUCACCAACAGCAGCAGCUGCCACACCUCCAAUAGCUGAGGGGCAGGAAGAUGGGAUGGUGUUCUUAAUUUAUUGCAAUUUAACGCAGAAUCUAUGUUGUAGCCUAAAGAAAAUGCCUCAUAGCUCUAGUACCUUGUUUUAUGUAUAUAUCGGACAAUAAAUAAAGUUUAAGACAAACUA
Molecule: messenger RNA, 1716 nt
Organism: Drosophila miranda
Lineage: Eukaryota; Metazoa; Arthropoda; Insecta; Diptera; Drosophilidae
Product: muscle-specific homeobox protein tinman
Exons: 3
Coding region: 300-1571 (423 amino acids)
Biological process (GO): regulation of transcription by RNA polymerase II; cell differentiation
Cellular component (GO): nucleus
Molecular function (GO): RNA polymerase II cis-regulatory region sequence-specific DNA binding; DNA-binding transcription factor activity, RNA polymerase II-specific
Source: RefSeq, a predicted model, not a curated record